Messenger RNA from Mercurialis annua (annual mercury), 1010 nucleotides. Its product is annotated as 40S ribosomal protein S3-3. The record is from RefSeq and is a predicted model, not a curated record. Gene Ontology annotation, biological process: translation. Gene Ontology annotation, cellular component: nucleus; cytosolic small ribosomal subunit. Gene Ontology annotation, molecular function: structural constituent of ribosome; RNA binding. The transcript is spliced from 6 exons. Bases 88 to 792 code for a protein of 234 amino acids. Lineage: Eukaryota; Viridiplantae; Streptophyta; Magnoliopsida; Malpighiales; Euphorbiaceae.
AGACUAGGGCUUUACUUUUGCUUACUGAAACCAAUCUCUUUCGCGCCGAUCAAACUCGUUCACUUCACCGUUUCCAAAUCUCAGAAAAUGUCGACCCAAAUCAGUAAGAAGCGCAAGUUUGUUGCGGAUGGUGUUUUCUAUGCUGAGUUGAAUGAGGUUUUGACUAGAGAGCUUGCCGAGGAUGGCUACUCUGGUGUCGAAGUUAGGGUUACGCCUAUGCGUACUGAAAUCAUCAUUCGGGCUACUAGGACCCAGAAUGUUCUUGGUGAGAAGGGGAGAAGGAUCAGAGAGCUAACUUCUGUAGUUCAGAAGCGAUUCAACUUCCCAGAUAACAGCGUUGAAUUGUACGCUGAGAAAGUUAACAAUAGGGGUCUUUGUGCUAUUGCACAGGCUGAGUCUCUCCGUUACAAGCUCCUCGGAGGGCUUGCUGUCAGGAGGGCUUGCUAUGGUGUAUUGAGGUUUAUUAUGGAGAGUGGUGCUAAAGGAUGCGAGGUUAUUGUUAGUGGAAAGCUACGAGCUCAGCGUGCUAAGUCCAUGAAAUUCAAGGAUGGAUACAUGAUCUCCUCUGGUCAACCUGUGAAGGAGUACAUCGACUCUGCCGUUAGGCAUGUUCUUUUAAGACAGGGUGUACUUGGUAUCAAGGUCAAGAUCAUGCUUGACUGGGAUCCAAAGGGCAAGUUGGGUCCAAUGACACCAAUGCCUGAUCUAGUCACUAUUCAUCCUCCCAAGGAAGAAGAAGAGUAUGCUCAACCUCCGGUGCUGACAACCAAUAUCGAGAUUCCAGUUGCAUAAAUCAAAAUCUGGAAGAAAUAAGUUUGUACUACUUGCUUUAUGUCUUUUUUAUUUAUAUAUAUAUAAGUUAGAGGAGAAAAAUACUAGAUGCUUGUAUCGACCAAGAAUUAGUAAUUUUUGUUGACAAUAGCUUCUUAAGUAUGUCUGAAGGAGUGAUCUAGUUUUGGAUAUUAUGUUUGAAGGAGUAAUAGUUGCUAGUUUUGGACCUCUUUUAUGCA